AUGGGCAAGUGGCGUUAUGGCGUCGUCCUAGACGCUGGAUCGUCUGGGACUCGUGUACACGUUUAUCGUUGGCUGCGCAAUGCGUCAGCUCGCAAGAAGGCCGAUGUGAAUGACUUGAAAUCGCUUCCCGAGAUCAAAACAAAGGAGGAAUGGGUGAAGAAGAUCCAUCCCGGCGUCUCUUCCUUUGCCGAUCGACCCGAGUCCGUCGGAACCGAGCAUUUGGCGGAACUGCUGGAUCAUGCGAAGAGCAUUGUUCCUGAGGAGGAUGCCAGAGAUACCCCGAUUUUCCUACUGGCCACGGCUGGCAUGCGACUCCUCGGAAACCUUGAGCGACAACUUCUCCUCGAUCAAAUUUGCAGCUAUGCCCGCGCCAAUAGCGACUUUCUACUCCCCGACUGCGGCGUGCAUAUCCAGGUCAUCCCCGGUGUAACGGAAGGAUUGUAUGGAUGGAUUGCGACAAAUUAUCUGAUGGAAGCUUUCGACGCGCCGGAGAAACACGACCAUGGCAAAGGACAUUACACAUAUGGAUUCUUGGAUAUGGGAGGUGCUUCGGCUCAGAUCGCAUUUGCGCCAAACACAACGGAGACGGAGAAGCACGCCAAUGACCUGACUCUUCUACGCCUCAGGAACAUUGAUGGCUCGGUUCAAGAACAUCGGGUCUUUGUUACCUCGUGGUUGGAGUUUGGAGUGCACGAAGCUCGACGUCGGUACGUAGAGGCGUUGCAGGCCGCGGCGGGGCCCGAGGUCCUAGAGUUGCCAGACCCCUGUCUGCCAGAGGGGUUGCGCACUACGUUGGACGGCAAGGAUGUUGUGCCCACCACUGCUGCGGGGCCUUCUUUGCUCGGUACUGGCAGGUUCGACGAGUGCCUGCGGCAGACUUAUCCUCUCCUGGACAAGGAUGCACCUUGCUCGGAUCAUCCUUGUCUUCUUCACGGCAUUCAUGUCCCGGCUAUCGACUUUGACGUGAACCACUUUAUCGGCAUCAGUGAGUACUGGCACACAACUCAUGAGAUUUUCGAAAUGGGAUACAAGGACAAGGCCUACGACUUCAACACAUAUCAAGAGCGGGUCAAGACCUUCUGUUCGCAGGAUUGGGCGUCAAUUAAGGACGGCCUCCAUGAACAUAAGUGGGGAAAGAAGGUCGACCUACAGAAGGCCAACGAGGUGUGCUUCAAGGCAUCGUGGAUAAUCAAUAUGUUGCACGAUGGUAUCGGGGUACCUCGAGUUGGCCUCGAAGAUACAUCGGGCUCGCUUCACAACGGUACUAAGGAAGUCCUGGCUCACACUAAAGAGAAAGGCUAUUUGGAUGCCUUCCAAGCAGUGAACAAGAUCGACUCGACCGAAGUGAGCUGGACAUUGGGCAAGAUCGUUCUCUAUGCAUCAUCGCAAGUUCCCGCUGAGGUUGAGGAGGCCGCUUUGCCCGUUGGGUUUGGCAGCAAUGUUCCUGGCAUUCCCCCAGACUUCCAGUACCCCAGUGUAGAGUUGCUUCCUGAUUCCGAGGGAUUCCACAGUGAACACUGGCAUGAUGCACUGUUUGAUGGAGACUCCCCACGCCGAAUUCCCGGGAUUCUUUUGUUCCUCCUCAUCAUUAUCGUGGCUGGCUUCUUCCUAUGCGGCCGUAGCCGACGGUCUCGCAUCUAUCUGAAGAUCAACAAUUUGCUCCGUCGGGGUGGACCAUCUCACCCUAACCACCCGAAGAAGCGCAAGGGAUUUGGGGCGAUGUUGCCAUUCUUAAAUCGGAACGGUGCUACUUACGAGCGUGUCAUGGAAGAGGGCGCGCAAGAUUUUGAGCUCGGUGUGACCGACUCCGACAACAGUGAUACGGACCCUGGCCGGCCUUCCGAGGGUGAUUCAAUGGGGAUGCGGCCGCCAAAGCGAGCAUCUAGUUGGGGAAGCAGCAGCAACCCGCCCAGCUUGAAAUAUACACUCGACAAUACCUCAUCGGGCACUAUCGGCUUAGGGAUUAGCGGUGGCUCCGGGAUUGCCAUGGAUCGGGCUGGCUUGGUGGUCAGGACUGAAAGCCGAGAUCAUCUAGCUCCCAUCGCGUUGGGGCCCACCACUAAUGGCCGUCGAUCGAGAGCUACCAGUCCCACGCGGUCUCACCAUCAAAAAUCCCCCAGCAUGAGUCCCCUUGCCGAUGAUUAA
Messenger RNA from Penicillium cataractarum, 2145 nucleotides. RefSeq names its product putative nucleoside diphosphatase (Ynd1). Gene Ontology annotation, cellular component: membrane. Lineage: Eukaryota; Fungi; Ascomycota; Eurotiomycetes; Eurotiales; Aspergillaceae. Bases 1 to 2145 code for a protein of 714 amino acids. Gene Ontology annotation, biological process: nucleoside diphosphate catabolic process. The record is from RefSeq and is a predicted model, not a curated record. Gene Ontology annotation, molecular function: nucleoside diphosphate phosphatase activity. The transcript is spliced from 4 exons.